Molecule: messenger RNA, 1154 nt
Organism: Micropterus dolomieu (smallmouth bass)
Lineage: Eukaryota; Metazoa; Chordata; Actinopteri; Centrarchiformes; Centrarchidae
Exons: 9
Coding region: 5-1132 (375 amino acids)
Source: RefSeq, a predicted model, not a curated record
UUGAAUGGGCGUUAUCAGUGGUUAUCAGCUCAUAUAUAAGGGCCAGCAGGGGCCUGCUGCGCCUACUGGUAGGCUCAGAAGGCUGUUAUCAUCCAUCCACAUGGUUAAUCACCGACAAAUACAAGAGAAGACUCCAGAUCCAAUACCAGAGGAAUCCAGCUCGCCGGUAAUCGGAGGUCUACUGAAUGACGCAGCAACGUUGCAAUAUUUCGCGCUUGAUAUUUUCAGCAUCAAUUUCCAGUGGAUUGAAGGACUUCUGUGGUUGAAGAUGGCCCAGAGAGAGAGAACUCCCAUUAAUGGGAAUCAAAAGGAAACCCUGAAAUCCUUUUUUACGAAUGGAAUGACACGAGUUGGGUCAAAAUUAAUUCCAAGUGCUGCAUCUGCUACUGGUUUGGACACCAGUGUCAUAGAAAACUGGAUCGGUAAUUACAAAAGAUCACAAAUUUCAAAACCUUUGUCUGAACCCCGUCAAUCAAAGGCAAAAGUUCACGUCAGAGAGCUGUCGCCUUACAAUCUUUUUUGUAGGGACAUAUUCAAAAACAAAGGCACAAUGAAUGACAUUAAGGGCAGGUGGGCCACAUUGGGGGAAGAUGAAAAGAAUAAAUACUUUCAAGAGGCAGCAGCACUGAGGGCACAUGGGCAGACACAGGACCUUAGCCCAGAGAUGAGGGAUGCCCGAAUUAAAAUGCACCUUAAGAAGCUGAAGUUAGAGGUGUCCAAGCUUGAGGAUUUGGGUGUGGAAACAGCCAUUCUAUCAUUUGACCGCCAAAAGUCCUCAUUAGAGGUGUUUGAACUGAGCAGCAAAGGAGCCACUGAUUUCCUUGAUACAACGGAGACAGUGAACAACUUCGCACUGCAUUUCAAAGCCAGCUCCUCACCCGCAACACCCAGUACCAGAGAACAUGUCAGUGUUCUGGUAGGAAAAGUGCAAGAUCUAUUCAACCAAAAAUAUAAGGAGGCCGGAGGUACUGGGAGGCUUCCCUACCAGUCCCUGGUAAAUCAGGGCAUGACCAUUAAUGUAGCUGGACUGCCCACAAGUCUUACCCUCAGGAAGCCUUCCUUUUAUGGAAGGAACCAAUUGGUCGAAAUUUUGAAAGCUGCAGAGGAGAUUUCAUUUGAAAUAAGUAAGUGACAUUACCAUUACCAGUGUCUUU